AUGCUCAGUUACAAUCUGCAAAUACUCGGACUGAGUGAAGUAAGACGAAACGGUUUCGGGGAAUUGAGAACGCCCGGGGGCUUGACUUUGCUGUAUUCGGGUAAAGAAAGUGAGGAGGAUCUACGUGAACAUGGUGUUGGGCUCCUACUUUCAAAUGCGGCGAAGAAAAGCCUCAUGGACUGGAAACCGAUCUCGGACCGAAUCGUCUAUGCCCGAUUUACCUCAAGAGCCCGAAACAUCUCGAUCGUCCAAUGUUACGCCCCAACCAAUGCAGCACAGGAGGAUAUCAAAGAUGACUUUUAUAAUGCUCUCAACGCCACAAUGAAGACCAUAAGGAAGCAAGAUAUCGUACUCGUCAUGGGAGACCUAAACGCAAAGGUUGGCCGCGAUAACACUAACCGCACGCGGCAUAUGGGCACACAGGGACUUGGGGUAUGUAAUGAGAAUGGUGAGCGUUUUAUCGAAUUUUGCCAGAACCACGACCUAACUAUCGGAGGAACAUUAUUUAUUCAUGGGGAUCAUCAUAAAUACACCUGGACAUCACCCGAUGGCGUCACAAGGAACCAGAUUGACCACAUUGCCAUAAGUUCCAAAUGGCGUUCGUCUUUGCUCGAUGUCCGCAACCGUAGGGGAGCCGAUAUUGAUAGCGACCACCAUCUGGUUGUUGCUGAAAUCCGGCUUAAGAUUGCGGUAGCCCAUGCAUAUAGAGGACCUGGCAGAGUUGGAAGAAGAUUCGAGGUGAGCAAGUUGCAUGACCCAGGGACGCGAAAAUCGUUCCAACUGGAAUUGCGCAAUCGUUUUGCCACACUUGAAGCAGCGGUAGACUCACUGGACGAGGAGUGGAACCGCAUUAAAGUGGCCUACACAGAGACCAGCUCCAACGUCUUAGGGCACAAAACGACUCACUCACGAGAGGACUGGAUGUCGCAACGCACAUGGGAUCUGAUCGAGGACAGGAGAAAACUUCAUCUGAAGCUUCUUGAGACUCACAACGACACUGUUCGAGCCGAUCUUAACACGCAAUACCGUCAAAAGCGCAAGGAAAUCUACCGCAGUACCCGCAGGGAUAGGCGACAGUGGGCUGACGGUUACUUCCUGUGGAGAGGGGAAUACUACCUGCAGGUGAACGGAGUGGCUAUGGGGUCGCCACUGGCGCCGGUGGUGGCUAACAUCUACAUGGAGUGGUUUGAGGGUCAGGCCUUGGCAUCCGCCCCGGUACGACCGCGACAUUGGUGGAGGUAUGUUGAUGACGUGUUCGCGAUCGUCAACCGGGAACAUGUGGCUGAAUUUGUGGGACACUUGAACUCAGUGCACGGCAGUAUACAAUUCACCACUGAAGAAGAGAGAGAAGGGAUGUUGCCGUUCUUGGAUGUCCUCAUGACAGAACCCGGAAAAACUGUAUCCGAAAAGAAAAUUAAUGAUGACCCACCCAUAUUCAAUAAUUUCCCUCAUUCAUCGAAAAACUCUUAA
Spodoptera litura is the source of this 1470-nucleotide messenger RNA. RefSeq lists its product as uncharacterized. NCBI's taxonomy places the organism in Eukaryota, Metazoa, Arthropoda, Insecta, Lepidoptera, Noctuidae. Gene Ontology annotation, molecular function: catalytic activity. The record is from RefSeq and is a predicted model, not a curated record.